AGAUGCCAAUGUGCGAUUAACCUACAAGACUAACACACACUAAAACCCUCCCCCAAUUCUCAAUCAAAAGAAAAACCCUAGGAAAACGAUUGCUGCAAUUCGAAAGAGGCGAGAGAGAGAGAGAAACAGCGAUCAAGAUGAACAAGAAGGAGGUAUUCAAGUUGGCGAAGGGGUUUAGGGGAAGGGCGAAGAAUUGCAUACGAAUUGCGCGGGAGAGAGUGGAGAAGGCGCUGCAGUACUCUUACAGAGAUCGCCGCAACAAGAAGCGGGACAUGCGCUCUCUCUGGAUCCAGCGCAUUAACGCCGGUACCAGACAGCACGGGGUGAACUACGGAAACUUCAUGCACGGGCUAAUGAAGGAGAACAUUCAGCUGAACAGGAAAGUUCUCUCUGAAAUAUCUAUGCACGAGCCAUAUAGCUUUAAAGCUCUGGUGGACAUUUCUCACAACGCCUUCCCUGGGAACAAGGCGGCUGCGGCUCCCAAGAAGGAGGGCCUGGCGAUUCUUCUCUGAACGUGGUUUUGAUUUUAAAGAUGACUAUCCUACACAUGUGCAGCCUCAUUUUCUCUGCUGAUGUUUCACUUUAUGUUGAUGCUGAAGUUAUGCAGGAAAAUCUUGAUUCCAGAAAUGCACUUGCAAUUACUCAGAAUCUUGAGAGUUUGUAUCUGGCAUUUUGUGUUCCCCUCUGCACCUAAUUUUUCUGCUGUCGUUUUGUAUUAAUGCAUUUUGAAUAAAUUUUAGCCACCUUUUAUGCACAAGCGGAAGUAAAAUUGAUCUUUCUACUA
Messenger RNA from Salvia hispanica, 784 nucleotides. RefSeq names its product Ribosomal protein L20. NCBI's taxonomy places the organism in Eukaryota, Viridiplantae, Streptophyta, Magnoliopsida, Lamiales, Lamiaceae. Gene Ontology annotation, biological process: translation. The record is from RefSeq and is a predicted model, not a curated record. Gene Ontology annotation, molecular function: structural constituent of ribosome; rRNA binding. Gene Ontology annotation, cellular component: ribosome.